Molecule: messenger RNA, 900 nt
Organism: Ilyonectria robusta
Lineage: Eukaryota; Fungi; Ascomycota; Sordariomycetes; Hypocreales; Nectriaceae
Exons: 1
Coding region: 54-731 (225 amino acids)
Source: RefSeq, a predicted model, not a curated record
AGCCCGCGCCCGGCACUGGACCUUGGCUUUCCAUCCUUCUUUUCGACGUCAAAAUGAAUUCUCGCAUCGCCCUCUACGCCUCUCUGGCGCUGUUGAUGGUCGUGGCCAUCAUCGAGCUGUCCUUCAUCUCGGCAAUGGUUGGAUGGCUGCAUGCCACUGCCAGCGGCACCUUUAAAUUCGCAUUCGACGGCUCGACGUACGAUUUGAAAGGCGAACCCAAAAACUUCAUCGUGGAUCAAGGGCACACCAGCAAUGGCGCGGCGGGGACGGCUUUCAUCCUCAUCGGCAUUGGCGGCUUCCUCAUUCUCUGGCUCUCCUCGAGACCAAACCCUGGCAAAAUCACCAUCGCCUUCUACCACGCCUGGCUGGUCACCAAUGUCCUCAGCCUUCUGCUCGUCCUGUCGGCCCUCAUCUACACCUUCGUCGUCACAAACAACCACAAGGGUCAAACGAUUGACCCCAGCGUCGCGGCAAGCCUCGACGGCAAAAAGUACGACAUUGAUUCCUGGACGCCGCAAAACUGGUUUUCCGCCUUUCUCAAGCUUGACCUGGUUGAUUCCAGCGAAAGGAGCGACAUCAAUAGCCACCUGCGCAUUAUGCGUGGCUGGCAGUACAACCUCAUUCCCUUCUUUAUUAUCCACCUGCUCGAGACGAGUGUAGCGCUUUGGGAUGCUUCAAAGAGACGGAAGAUGACUGCUGUGAGCAACAUGCAACAAAAGGGUGACGCAUAAGGAUGCCGGAAAUUGUAACAACUGGGCCAAUUCCUAGUUUCACAUUUCCGUGGAUGGUUUGGCGCUUCUCUGCGGAUUCAGUGGGAGUGAUCUACUCAAAUCUAUAGACAUUUGUAAUAUCUUUUAAAUUGAUGAAGGAAAAGUUUUACACCUACUGAUUACUUUAAAU